AUGACUCAUUCUUCUGUCAAGUUGCUGUUUACUCUCUUUAUCUUCUCUGCCAUAAGUCUUGCUGCACCGGCUGCUGUAGAACCAACAGUGACAAUCUCUGCUGGCACGAUCAUAGGCACAGCAACGAAACCCAUCAACCAGCCAUCACUUUCAGCCUCUGCAAAUGCUUACCUUGGAGUGCCAUUUGCGAAGUCACCACCAGAAAGGUUCAGUCUGCCAGAAGCAGCAUCUCCAUGGUCAGCGCCAUUGCAGGCUCAGGCCGUCAAGCCAGCGUGCAUCCAGCAGUUCUCUGGCUCAAGUCAGACGCAGGCACUAACAAAGCAAUUUUUCAACAAUCCCAACGGACCGGCUCCGGAAGAAAGUGAGGAUUGUCUGUACCUCAAUGUCUACACUCCGCCAGGUGUGACGCCUAACAGUAAGAAGGCCGUUAUGUUCUGGCUAUUCGGUGGCAAUCUCCAAUUCGGGACCGCGGGUCUUGGAUUCUACGAUGGCAGCUCCCUCGCUAUCACUCAGGAUGUUGUGGUAGUCACCACCAACUACCGUACCAACAUCUUCGGCUUCUCCAAUUCGCCAGAGGUCCCAUUUGGUUCCCAGAACUCGGGCUUCCUCGACCAGCGCUUUGUAUUGCAAUGGGUACAACAGAACAUUGCUGCCUUCGGAGGCGACCCUACUCGUGUGACCCUCUUCGGCGAAUCUGCAGGCGGCGAGUCCGUCAAGCAGCUCCUUGCUAAUCCACCGUCCCCACGUCCCUUUUCAGCCGCUAUCCUGGAAAGUCAGAACGCUGUCUUCACAGGCAACGGUCUGACAAGCUACAAGCAAGUGCUUGCAAACUUUGGCUGCAAGGACGUCACAUGCUUAAGGAAGGUAGACGUAACAGCAAUCAAGAGAUUUAUCGAAGUAAACAGCCUGAAUUUCCCGCCCGUGGACGGUGAUGGUACAUCUAUCGACGAUGUCAGAACCAGUAUCCUGACGAGGAAGUUCGCUAACGUGCCAACAUUCUUCGGCUCCAACCUUAACGAAGGCCGUGUCUUCUUCGCCGUACUGGGUCUCAAUAAUGGUACUGCAGCCGUCGACGGCGCGCUGACCAGUGUUGGCACCACAGACCCGAAGGCCAGGCAGAGUAUCUUGGCGGUGUACACAGCACAGGGUAUUGAAGAUCUUUUCGUGAUCGCAGACCGCAUCGUCACCGACCUGAUCUUCACAUGCUCCACGAGCACUCUGUCCUCUUUCCUAGCCUUGAACGGCUACACAACCUACCGAUACCGAUACGAUGCAUCCUUCCCAACCACAUCCGUCUUCGCGCCAACUCAGUUUGGCACUGUCGCGACGCAGCAAAUCGACUUGAGCGCAUUCAUGCAGAAGACUUGGGCGGGCUUUGCAAAGAAUCCAGCUGGUGGAGUUGGGUGGGCAAGAGUGGGCAGCGCGCUCGGGAAGGAGUUGGGGUUACUGGGAAGUAAUGGCAGUAGCGGGGUGAACGUGGUUAACAACCUUGUGUCUGACUAUCCGUGCGUGGUUUAUGCGCCGAUCGGGGACUUGUUGAAGUUCACCUACAGAUAA
Messenger RNA from Didymella exigua CBS 183.55, 1557 nucleotides. RefSeq names its product liver carboxylesterase 1 precursor. Bases 1 to 1557 code for a protein of 518 amino acids. The record is from RefSeq and is a predicted model, not a curated record. NCBI's taxonomy places the organism in Eukaryota, Fungi, Ascomycota, Dothideomycetes, Pleosporales, Didymellaceae. The transcript is spliced from 5 exons.